AUGAUAAAAGAAGCAAUUGCUAAAGAAUUCGACGUCGAAAACCAACUAAUCAACAACCCAAACACGACCUUCCGCAUUGUUGACUUGGGCUGUUCAGUGGGAUCCAAUAGUCUCAUUUCUGUUAAUGCCAUAAUCGAAGCAAAGGAUUUUAAAUUUGAAUCAUACUUUCAAGGUCUAGAACUUAAGCAACCUGCAAAACCUGAGUUCCAAGUAUAUUUUAAUGACAUUGCAUCAAAUGAUUUUAACAAUCUAUUUGCGUCGAUUCCAUUAGAAAAGCGUUACUUCACAGCAGGUGUACCGGGUUCAUUUUACGGCCGUCUGUUUCCUCGAGCUUCCCUUCAUUUCGUUAACUCAUCAACUGCACUUCAUUGGCUUUCUAGAGUUCCAAAAGGGUCGGCAGGUGAUAUCAACUCAGCAUGGAAUAAAGGCAGGAUACAUUAUAGUAGUGCUUCAGAUGAGGUCUUUCGAGCUUAUACAGCUCAAUAUGUUAUGGACAUGGAAGCUUUUCUUCUUGCUCGUGGACACGAGAUUGGAUCUUGUCUUAUGGAAUUGGCGAAAACGGAUAUCGUGGAUGAAGCUAAAGUGGAUUCCUUCAACAUGCCGUCGUACUUAACAUCGCCUAAACAAGUGAAAGAAUUAGUAGUGAGAACCGGGUGUUUCACUAUAGAAAGAUUGAAGAUAUUGGAAACACUGUUUCCACCUGCAAGUGGUGCACAAAUACUUACCAACCAUAUGAGAGCUGCAACUGAAGAAAUCUUCAAGCAACACUUUGGGUUCAGUGAUGAUGAUUUAAACAAAUUGUUUGAUCUUUAUACCAAAAGACUUGUUGAUUCUCUCUCGAUCUUUACUAAAUCAUAA
Messenger RNA from Papaver somniferum (opium poppy), 858 nucleotides. RefSeq names its product probable S-adenosylmethionine-dependent methyltransferase At5g38780. The coding region runs from base 1 to 858 and encodes 285 amino acids. The record is from RefSeq and is a predicted model, not a curated record. Gene Ontology annotation, biological process: methylation. Gene Ontology annotation, molecular function: S-adenosylmethionine-dependent methyltransferase activity. Lineage: Eukaryota; Viridiplantae; Streptophyta; Magnoliopsida; Ranunculales; Papaveraceae. The transcript is spliced from 3 exons.